Messenger RNA from Sorex araneus (European shrew), 3116 nucleotides. RefSeq names its product synaptonemal complex protein 3 (gene SYCP3). The transcript has 8 exons. The record is from RefSeq and is a predicted model, not a curated record. Gene Ontology annotation, biological process: spermatid development; meiotic cell cycle. The coding region runs from base 612 to 1253 and encodes 213 amino acids. Lineage: Eukaryota; Metazoa; Chordata; Mammalia; Eulipotyphla; Soricidae. Gene Ontology annotation, cellular component: synaptonemal complex.
UUCUCUCAAGUGGAGCUCGGAGUACCCAGGUGUCGGCCAGGGGCCAGGGCUUCCUCCCUUCCGUGACUGGCGAGAGGCUCAGUUGGACGGCACAUGUGGCGUUGCUCGGACCCUGCGGGGCCACCCCAGCGGGUGCUUUGCCGGGCAGGGCGGGGUAGGGGGUGAGGCCUCGAUUGCUGCACUUCAAGACGCUGCGGGGAAGGCUUCGGGGUCUUGCCCCCAAAUGCUGCUGGAGGGCCGUCCAAGAUCACAGUUGGUGGUUGGUGGGAUCCGCCAGGAGCACCUGUGAUUCUGAGGGUCACCGGGGCCACCCAAUAGGGCUUGUGUCCCAGUGCUAUCCGUGGGGGCCCCCAGGUUACGCCCUGACAUAUUCGGGCAGCUGUGCGGUUGCCAGGGAUUGAGCUGGAGUCCUGCACGUCGUGCAAGGCGCGUCCUUACCCCAGACUGCUGGCGGGGUAGCUCCGGGGUGACACUCCCUGGGCCGUGAAAGGGGUCUCUGGGUCCAGAGGCUUUGCAGAUGCGUUCGUUCAGACAGGAAUCGCCUUGUGCUCGCUCUGACCACACGGAAGCGUCCUGGGAAGCCCGAGAAAGCAUCCAAGGACGGGCAGGUGAUGACAUCCCUUGACUUAGUGAGAGAUGAUAAAAUUCUGCGCAGCUCCGAGAAGCUUAUGGAAGGGAAGAUUGCAGUAAUUGAAAAGCAUGGCAAGAAAAGAAUUUCAGCAGCCUCAGCUGAAGAUGAGGGGGGUGAAGUACAGAGUAUGCUGUCAACACUUGGAGCUGACAUUGACAAGACGCUAAUUGCCAAGAGAAAAAGACUAGAAAUGUAUACCAAAGCUUCUCUGAGAACUAGUAGACAGAAAAUUGAAAAUAUUUGGAAAGUAGAACAAGAGCAGAGGCAGAAACUUAGCCAAGAAUAUUCUCAGCAGUUUCUCACCUUGUUUCAGCAGUGGGACACAGAUAUGCAGAAAGCUCAGAAACAAGAACAACAACUAACUAAUAUGUUUCAACAGCAACAACAGAUUUUUCAACAAAGUAGAAUUGUUCAGAGCCAGAGACUGAAAACACUUAAACAAUUAUAUGACCAAUUUAUAAAGAAUAUGGAGGAAAUGGAAAAGAAUCAUGAUGUUCUACUUACUGGUGCACACAAUGAAAUCAAAAAAGAAAUGGCUAUGUUACAAAAACAAGUCAUGAUGGAAACUCAGCAGCAAGAGAUGGCAAGUGUUCGAAAGUCUCUUCAAUCCAUGCUAUUCUGAUGACUCUUUGAAGGAAGAACUUGAACCUAAGUAAUAUGAUACAAUUAUAACAUUAGCUAGGUAAUAAAUAUGUAAAUGUUCAGUGAUUUAAAAUUUUGUUUUAAAAAAGCUUUUAAAUAUUACAGACUGUUAAUUAUUAGGCUAAGUUAAAGAUUCCUUUCUGUUAUCCUUCAAGUGAAACAAAGUUAUACUAGUAGCAGCAAUUUCUAAAUUUUAUGUACCACGGUUUCAGUUCUGUAAUAGUAACUGAAUUCUCUCUAAUACUUGUCAAUGAGCUUUUAGCAAUAAAGAUAAUAAAUUCAGUAUUUGACUUCAGUGUAUCUGUGUCAGUUUCAAAAGGUAGAAGUCACAAAUAUUGGAAGAUAACAUUGUUCUUUUUAAAAACAAUAUCUAAUUUAUAUUUACAUUUUUUAUAAAUAAUUGUUAUACUAUCAGUACUGACAAACAUAAGAUUUGAAAAGAAAAUAUAACAUACAAGUGUAUUAAAAGUAACUUAAGCUUACAUUCUGUAAUAAGCUGCUACACACUAUUAAGACAGUACACAUAUUAAGAACAAUAGAUGUAAAUAUAUGUAAAUAUCAAUUUUAAGACAUGAAAUUGUGAGUUUUCUAAAGUACAUCAAAAUGCCACUUAAUGGGAUUGAGCCAUAAUUAAAUUAUAUAUUUAUCUGUAAUUAUGAAUAUUAAAAGCAUAUCAACAUACCACGUCUUUAAGCAUAAAUCACCUAGAACAGUGCUUUAUAACCUUUUUAUACACACAGACUGGUAAAAAAUAAGAGAAACAUUCACGGAUUAUUAUGGCAGAAAUAAAAUAAUUAUACAGUAUUUUAUAUAUAAGUUUUAAGUCUAAUAUCAUACAAUGAAAACCGAGUAUUGAGUGGCAAUAACCUUUGUCAAAGACCAUCUGGAAAUUAGUCUGGCACUGGUCUGUGGACUUGGAGAACCACCGACCUAGAAUUUGUUGCUGUUUUUUUUGGAGGCCACACUUGGCUGUGCUUAGUUAAGGCUUACUCCUGGUUCUGAACUCAGCUAUCACUUUUGGUGGGGCUUAGGUGGACCAUAUAGUGUUCGUGGAAUCAAAUUUGGGCUGGCCACAUGCAAGGGAAGGGCCCUGCCCUUUAUAUUAUCACUUCAGCCUCUAUUAAUAAUUUUCUUAUGUUAACUGGCUUUAUGAUUUUAUUUUUUAUAAAAAAGGAAUGUUUAUUAUCUCCCUUUUUUAUAAUAAAACUUUAUUUGAGAAUAUUAAGGAACAAGCUAUCCUUACUAUAAAAAUUAAUUUGCUUUUCUGAACUGGUAAGAUAAAAUUACCUUUACUAAAUACAAAUGAUAGAAAAUCUAGCAUCUUUUUUAUAUUCUACAUGGUAUACUAGGACAAGUAUUUACUUUCAUACAGUAGUAGUUAACAUAUUUUUAAAAUGACUAAUAUUUCAUAUAACAUCAUCUGCCUCAAUAAAGUAUUAUAAGCAUUUAUGCAGUAACAUGACCUUAAUUUUCAACUUCUAAGAAAGCAUGACUGACAAAAUGGUUGAAAUCCUUUAAACCCUGAAUUUUUAAAAUCUUUUAUAAUGAAAACCUCAACUGUCUGAAAAAGAUUUCUGAGAUAAAGAGAUAGCUAUUUAGAACUAUAGAGGUUCACUUUCUUAUCCACAGAAAAUUAAUUUCUUUGGUUUUGUUCCUAAUUAUAGAUCAUAUUACUUUGACAAUAUGGAUAAGUAAUGAUACACAAGAGGGUGUCACAACUGAAUUAGACAUAAUAUGUAGGACUUAAUGGUUCAUAUUAAAAUAUAACCUUAUUUGAUAAUAUACUAGCCUCCUGCAAAAGGAGAUUUCCUUCACUCAUUGGUUCCCCUAACUGCUUCUCCUC